Pocillopora verrucosa is the source of this 2087-nucleotide messenger RNA. RefSeq names its product proteasome inhibitor PI31 subunit-like. Gene Ontology annotation, molecular function: proteasome binding; endopeptidase inhibitor activity. The record is from RefSeq and is a predicted model, not a curated record. NCBI's taxonomy places the organism in Eukaryota, Metazoa, Cnidaria, Anthozoa, Scleractinia, Pocilloporidae. Gene Ontology annotation, biological process: proteasome-mediated ubiquitin-dependent protein catabolic process.
AACAAAAUGGCGGAAGUGAAAGUACAAAAUCUUCUCCGUUUAUACAAGCUUAGAGACAAGUUUGACGCUGUUAUUCUAGCUGUUCAUGCUUGCCUUGUAGAGCGAGAAUUCCGCUGUAUCAAUUCAGGGGAGGAGAGAAACACACAACAAGAAUUUGAUUUUGGAGAGACCCUUCCUCCCGACUGGAAUUCACUUGAUGAUGUUUAUGCUCUUCAAUAUCGCAGAGGAAACUUUAACUCUGUGUACAUUUUAAAAGCCUUGAGGCUGGGUGAUAAAGUGAUGCUGUAUCUCAUGGAAGAAGAUGAGUCCAAAAUGUUUGACGCAGAAUUAGAUGUGGAUAGCUACACUUCCACAUCAGCUGAAUACAACUGUGCACAGGGAACCCAACAGAUGGACAGAAUAUUCAGACAUCUUGAUCAGUUGAAGACAAAAAUAUUCAAAGAAGUUGUUGACAAAUUUACUUCAAGCAGCAGAGCAGGUUCCAAUGAGGAAAGAAGACAGAACAGAACAGAUAAUCAGAGGGAGCAACCAAGCAGAUUGAUUGAUGAUGACCCACUGAGAAUACCUCCACGCAGACCACCAGACUUUCAUGGGGAAUGGGCACCACCAGUUGGGCCUUUUGGAUAUGGUGAUGGAGACAGGUUCCCUGGAUACCCAGGUGGUAGUGGUGGCAUGUUGAUGGACCCUUUUCGUGCAGGAGGUAUGGGUGGGGUAGGACCUGGAAGGCUUGGACCACAACCCCUCCCAGGACAGUUGCCAAGAGGGGCUGUCCCUCCAGGUGCCAGGUUUGACCCAUUUGGACCAGUACCUCGUGGAGGAUCACGCACUGAUCCUAGGUCAGGAAGAUUUGCUGGACCUGACCCAGAUCACUUGCCACCACCAGGAUAUGAUGACAUGUUCAUGUGAAAAUAAUGUAAAAGAUUUGGUUUUCCAAGCCUAGAAUUAUGAAGAAUCAGCUUGUUAUUUCUAAGUUAAACUUAGUUUUAUGUGCCUGCUUUAGUUUUAUCUGCCUUAAUAUUUUGCGCAGGUACUGGUACAUAUACAGCUCAAACAUUUUAUAAGCCAACAUCAUCAAUGAUAAUGAUUAGGUGGAGUGUAGGGAGUUACAACAAGAAUUUCUUCAAGUAAUGCAAGGUUGUUUUGUAGAUUGGAGCUGGCAAAAUUCUCUAGCUUCAACAUCAUUACAGUUGGUAGCCUCUUCAAGCUUUACACAUAAUUAAAUUCACAGCUGCCCAUGAGAGUGUGUUUAUUAUUUUAUUUUCUAGCUUUGUAAAAUGCAUGAAUUCCUCUCCUGGGGGUCAACCGUUGCCCAAACACCCAGACAAAAGGCUGUACAUCAGCAGUUACUCACAUAGCAACCGGUGUUUUGCAGUGCAUAAACAUGUUUUCAGUGAACAAAUAUUUUCCUCAACAUGUAGACCUCCUUAAAGCUGAUUUUACCCCUUCUCCAGCAGCAAAAAUCAGACUAUUAACUCUCAAAAUAUGAGAGCAUAUUUACUCAGCUAAUUAAGGUUUCUUCUCUUGGGUUUUUUUUUUUUUGCUUAGGGUUUUUUUUUUGUGAUGGCUUGCCAUGAGAGUUUCUUGGUAUAUAAAUUUCUUCAAAAUUUUCAUUACCUAUCUGGGAGACACACACCGCUGUGAACACACACUGUAACACAAAAUUGAAGCAGGUGUUUAAAAAUCUUUAUUCCUCCCAGUUGUUUGUUUUAGUUACCAUUUACACAUAUACCUUUACUUCAUAGAAAAAUACACACUACAGUAGCAAUCAAUAGUUUAUAAGCAGAUUCUCAUGUACAGCAAUAAGUGAACAUAUAUCGGUGAGGGAAAACAAUUUUUCAACCAUUUAGGAAUAUUUGUUACACUGCUCUCAACCAUGUUGCAAAGUUUCAAAGAGGGAAUAUUUUAGAGGAUUUAAAAGUUCAUCGUAUUUCCAUUGUAUUUACAUUUUGACUAUUUUGUUUACCCUGUAGAUAUUGCUUUGUGCAACAGUGACUGUUAGCAGUGUGAAACAUAACAAGUUGCUCUACUCAACCUGAUCAGAUUUCAUGCAUUUAUUACACCCCAUAUCUAAACUAAUCUAACACUAA